This is a messenger RNA of Puntigrus tetrazona (Sumatra barb), 861 nucleotides long. It is a transcript of the gene snrnp25, whose product is annotated as small nuclear ribonucleoprotein 25. Gene Ontology annotation, cellular component: U12-type spliceosomal complex. The record is from RefSeq and is a predicted model, not a curated record. NCBI's taxonomy places the organism in Eukaryota, Metazoa, Chordata, Actinopteri, Cypriniformes, Cyprinidae. Bases 219 to 770 code for a protein of 183 amino acids. Gene Ontology annotation, molecular function: protein binding. Gene Ontology annotation, biological process: mRNA splicing, via spliceosome. The transcript is spliced from 5 exons.
GUGCAUCAUUAAAAUAUUCCGACAGCUUGUUCGUGGGAAAAAUUGAUGGUUGUAACGCUACGUAACUGUACAAACUACACUUUCAUUAGAAAUCAUUUAUCAGCCGUGCCAUUCAAUUCCAUUUCAAUUCACUAAUUUAACACCGAUUUAAUAAACAUGGAGAGAAGCUGACGCGUUUAUGUACACUUACAACAAAACGCCUUCGCUCGAUAGUUGAAAUGGAUGGAUUAAAGGAAGAAAAACUAAAGAGUGUCGACGAGGAUCAGUUUGAGGAGAAAACUUCUGUUGAUGAAAUUAAAGAAGAGCCAGAAGAAGAAGAGCCAGAAGAAGAAGAAGAAGAAGAUGAGGAGGCAUUGCCACACUCUGAAUUUCUUGACAUCUUUGAGGAAGGACUGGCUCUGAUGGUCCAGGACCCUUUACUGUGCGACCUUCCAAUUCAGGUCACAUUGGAGGAGGUGAACUCUCAGGUGGCUUUGGAAUAUGGUCAGGCCAUGACUGUUCGUGUUUGUAAGGCUGAUGGAGAAGUCAUGCCUAUUGUGGUUGUGCAGUCUGCUACGGUUCUGGAUCUUAAGAAAGCCAUCCGCAGAUAUAUGGAGCUGAAACAACAGCGAGAAGGAGGUGUCAAGCACAUCAGCUGGAAAUACAUGUGGAGGACAUUUCAUCUGAUCUUUAAUGGAGAAAAAUUAGAAGACGACAAAAGAAAGCUGAAGGACUACGGGAUCAGAAACAGAGACGAAGUGACGUUUUUGAAGAAACUGAGAAGGAAAUGAACAAACGAAGUUGUGAAAUUUGUAAAUAAUGAAUAGACAUUUAAAUGAAGAGAUCACUCAAGAAUUAAAAACUCAUAAUGUUCCCUACCAA